CUCUUGCGAAACUUCCGGUCACAUGAGAAAAACAGUCAACACAAGUGAGCGGUGUGUGUGUAGACUUCAAACUGUCCGACUGCAAUCUGAUGGUUGAUCAGAUUGAUUGGUCAGCUGAUGUAUUACAGACUUAAUAGCAGCUGACAUAUUAGAUUUCAACAAUGGCUUCCAAUGACUUUCCCAGCUAUGGUUCCACUGUGAGGCAGUACAGAGAUGAUCCCGACCACACAGAUUAUAGUGACAGGCCAAAUGUAUCCCGCUACUCGGAUACCUGUGACCAAGUUAGCGGCAACAUUAGCAACAUCAACAGUGGAGCCAAUUCCCUAGAGAGGGCCAUGAAGAUCAUAGGAACAGAUCGGGACAGUGUUCAGCUGAGAGACAGGAUCCAUGAUACAUCUCAGAAAACAAAGAGGAUUGUACAGGAGACAACCAAACUAAUGAAGACACUGGCAUCAAUGAGACAUCUAGAGAGGCAACAAAAAUUCAAGAUAGACAGAUUGCAGUCAGAUUUUGAAGAAGCUGUGCGACGGUUUACAACACUACAAAAGAAUGCCGCGGAGAAAGUGAAAACUUCUGUGAAGUUAUCCACACCCAAAUCACAGGACCUGUUAUCAGGAGGAUGGGAUGAUGGUGAUGAUAAGACCGCCUUUGUUGAGCAGGAGAGGAGAAGGGAGGAACUACAAGAACAGGGACAAGUCAUUGAGGAUGACUUGGCAUUGAUCAGUGAGAGAGAAGAAAGAAUAAGACAAUUAGAGGCUGAUGUAUUAGAUGUAAAUGAGAUUUUCAAAGAUUUAAAUGUUAUGAUCCAUGAACAAGGAGAAGCAGUAGAUUCCAUCGAAGCUAAUGUAGAACGGGCAUACGGCAAUGUUGAACAGGGGACAGGCCAUUUAGGCAAGGCCGCAGAAUACCAGAAAAAGUCCCGGAAGAAAAUGUGUAUUUUGGUGGUGAUCCUGGUAGUGGUAGCAGCAGUGGUAGCCAUAAUAAUUUACCUGUCCGUGAAGAAAUGAUGUCCUCGCGGUGAAUUACACUUUCUAGUGGAAACAGAAAGAGGACUGAUAUUGUUACAUCGGUGACCAUUGGUCUAGACUCUGAUCUGGACUGUGUUACAUCGGUGACCAUUGGUCUAGACUCUGAUCUGGACUGUGUUACAUCGAUGACCAUUGGUCUAGACUCUGAUCUGGACUGCAACCCCGGGCAAGGUAUACUGUACCUUAUAAAAAGUUUGGAGAGUAAACAAAACCGAACAGCUGUAGACAAAACACUCAGAUACCCCAUUAUAAUAUUAAUAUUGUGACAGUCAUGGACAUAGAAACCCUCGGAUACCCCAUUGUAUUUUACAGAAACCCUUGGAUACCCCAUGGUAUUUUACAGAAACCCUUGGAUACCCCAUUGUAUUUCA
Molecule: messenger RNA, 1399 nt
Organism: Pecten maximus
Lineage: Eukaryota; Metazoa; Mollusca; Bivalvia; Pectinida; Pectinidae
Product: syntaxin-7-like
Exons: 11
Coding region: 162-1007 (281 amino acids)
Biological process (GO): vesicle-mediated transport; intracellular protein transport; vesicle fusion
Cellular component (GO): SNARE complex; endomembrane system; membrane
Molecular function (GO): SNARE binding; SNAP receptor activity
Source: RefSeq, a predicted model, not a curated record